Molecule: messenger RNA, 1107 nt
Organism: Thyridium curvatum
Lineage: Eukaryota; Fungi; Ascomycota; Sordariomycetes; Thyridiales; Thyridiaceae
Exons: 2
Coding region: 1-1107 (368 amino acids)
Biological process (GO): chorismate biosynthetic process; shikimate metabolic process
Molecular function (GO): shikimate 3-dehydrogenase (NADP+) activity
Source: RefSeq, a predicted model, not a curated record
AUGCGGGACGAUCUAUCAUGCGCGGGGGAACGUGCAGCUCGAACUGACCGGCUUAAGAUCGUAUCUGAGCAAGGGUCCAAGAUCUCGUUGCCGCCAAUGGAGGAGGCACGCAACAGCUCAGAGCUCUCCUGGGACGAGCCCAAGGGCAGCUGGAGGGCAGCCCAAGCCUACGGCCGGUCUCCAUUCCAGGUCGACAGAAGCUACCUGAACAAGCCUCUGCGGGUGUACCUCUUCGGCAGCCAUAUAUCUGAGUCGCUGUCCCCAAAGGUAAACGAGCUCGUCUACAAAGAACUGCAGCUGUCCUGGACAUUCAGCCUCUACACCACCACCGACCCGGACGAGUUCCGCCGGGUCAUCCAGGAGCCAGACGUCAUCGGCGCAUCGGUCACGAUGCCCAACAAGCUCUCCUUCAUGCCUGUAGCAGACGUCAUCACCGACGAGGUGCGCGCCAUGGGCGCCAUGAACACCACGUUCGUCAAGCUGGAUCCGCAGGGCAGGAGGCUCCACAUCGGCACCAACACGGACUGGGUCGGGCUGAAGCACACAAUCUAUGGGAUGCCGCGCAGCGAGGAGCUUGGCCGUGGCCGGCCGUCGCUCGUACUGGGUUCCGGCGGGGCCGCUCGGAGCGCCCUCUUCGCCGUCUGGGAGGCCGUCUGCCCGAGCGAGAUCUACGUCGUCAAUAGGGCGCGGUCCGAGGCCGAGGAGAUGAUCGCCGGGUUAGGGGAGACGGCGCCUCGUGUCAAGCUUCGCUUUAUCGGCAGUCUAGACGAGGCGCGGACCCUUCCGGCCCCGGCCGUCAUUGUCGGCACCGUCCCCGAUACGGAGCCGGAGACGGCGGAUGAGGAGCUCGCGUGGCAGAUCUGCACUACGUUCGUGAAGAGGCAGGGGAAAGAUGGGUUUGUCGUGGACAUGUCGUACAUGCCGAGUCCACAUACUAGUCUGUGUCGGGAGGCAGAGAGGCACGGAGCUACAGUCCGGCGUGGCGAUGAGGUCUUGAUCCAAGUAUGUCUGGCGCAGAUUUCCUUCUGGGCGGAGCGGGAUAUGAACACCGGUGAGAGGGCGAGGAGGAUAUUGCAGCAGAUACGAGAGGCAGAUUCAAGAAAAUAA